AUAACCUAGGCUAGUUAAGCAUCACUGCAACUUGUUUGCAAUACAUAUAAAUAAGAAAAUUACAACAGGGUGUAUCAGAGUAAGGACAUAUUAUUGACAAAUUCUACAAAAGGAGCCCACGUUUUAGUAAAUUUAGCAUGGUUGCCACUAGGAUUAUAUCUCAUCUUCUCUAGUGGAAUCAUUGACAGUACUUCUAUGACCCAUUGUUUGAAAGAAGGGGGUUUCACUGAUUUCCACCCUCAGAGAAUCAGCCUCUGGGCCAUGAAAACACUUUUUAACAUACAUUUUUGGUUUUCUCUUCCAGGAAUGAAGUUUGAUGCUACUUCCUGAAGGAAAUCUCCAAAUACCAUAGGAAUUGAUUCAUACUGUCAUAUGUGAAUAUGGAAUCUAUAGAAGGCAUCAACAGUCAGAAAACAUUUCAGAGCCGAACGCUGAUAAACAGAGAGAAAGGAGAGAAGAAGGAGAGGAAGCACCACUGCUCAGAGUGUGGGAAGAGCUUUGUUCAACAAAUUCAUCUCCGGAGACACCAGCGUGUUCACACCGGAGAGAAGCCGUACGAGUGCUCGCAGUGUGGGAAGAGCUUUGCUCAGAGUGGCUGCCUCACGCGACACCUGAGCAUCCACACAGGUGUGAAGCAGUACGAAUGCUCGGAGUGCGGGAAGGCUUUUAACCGAGGGAAUCAUCUCCUGCGACACCUGAGAGUUCAUACCGGAGAGAAGCCGUACUUCUGCUCGGAGUGUGGGAUGAGUUUUACUCAGCAGAACCAUCUGAGAAGACACCAGCACACUCACACUGGAGAGAAGCCGUACGACUGUCCGGAGUGUGGGAGGAGCUUCACCCGGCAAAGCCAUCUUCAGCAACACCAGCUCAACCACACUGGUGAAAAACCGUAUCAGUGUCCGGAGUGUGGAAUGGGUUUUAAUCAACAGAAUCAUCUCCAGCGACACCAGCUCAUCCACCUGAACACAAAACCAUUCCAAUGUCCUAAGUGCGAAAUGGACUUUAGUGACCAGAGCAAUCUCCAGCAACACCAGCUCAUCCACCUGGACUCCAAACCAUUCCAAUGUCCAAAGUGUGAAAUGGACUUUAGUGACCAGAGCAAUCUCCAGCAACACCAGCGCACCCACACUGGAGAGAAGCCGUACGACUGUCCAGAGUGUGGGAGGAGCUUCACCCAGCAAAGCCAUCUUCAGCAACACCAGCUCAACCACACUGGUGAAAAAACAUAUCAGUGUCCGGAGUGUGGAAUGGGUUUUAAUCAACAGAAUCAUCUCCAGCAACACCAGCUCAUCCACCUGAACACAAAACCAUUCCAAUGUCCAAAGUGCAAAAUGGAUUUUACUGACCCGAACAAUCUCCAGCAACACCAGCUCAUCCACCUGGACUCAAAACCAUUCCAAUGUCCAAAGUGCAAAAUGGAUUUUACUGACCCGAACAAUCUCCAGCAACACCAGCUCAUCCACCUGGACUCAAAACCAUUCCAAUGUCCAAAGUGCGAAAUGGACUUUAGUGACCAGAGUCAUCUCCAGCGACACCAGUGCAUUCACAGAGAAGAAAAGUGCUAUGACAGUUCAGACUGUGGUAAUGAUCUAGAAACACACCAGCAUUCUCACACAGAAGAAGAAACGUAUAGCUGCACUAAGUGUGGGAGCUGCUUUAUAGAUGCAGCUCAUUUGAAGAUACAUGUGUGUUACGAAUGAUUCGGGAAUUCAUGACCUGAAAGAUGUGACUUGUAAAAGUACCGAUCUAAAAGUCUACUCGAGCAAAAGUAAAAAAGUACUAAAUUUAAAAUGUACUUACAGUAAAAGUUACAUAGUUACUUUCAAUUAUUUGAUGUAAAAAAGUAAAAACAAAUUAAAUUGUUUUUAAUGAACUAUUAUUCCACAUAGUAAUUUGGACCUUUUCAGGCAGUAUUUGUUCAGACCACCCCAUAAAACAAGUGGCAUAGGUUUCUAUGCCAUUUUUUUUCUUUACUAUUAAAAAGUUAUGGUAAUAUAGGAAAUAUAUAAUUUUUUAACUUGCCAUUGCUGUGCUUUAACUGUUUUUUUUUAUUUAUUUAAGCAGAUUGUUUAUUGAUAAAAGUACUUACACCAAAUGCUUUCUCAGGUUUGUUGUGGAAGUUUUGAAAGCUGCAGCUCUGUCCGGUGGGGCACAUUUUGUGUUGCAUGAGGAAGUUUUUGCCUCGUUAUUCCAUGCGUGAGCAUCCGUGCCAAAUUAUUUUAAAUUCAGACAAUUGUUUUUUUUUCCCCCAGCAUUUUAUUUUUUAAUCAGUAAUUGGGAGUUUUCCAAUGUAGCAGAAUAAAUUACUUGUGUCAAAACGUAGUUGAGUAAAAGUAAAAUUACCUAUUCAUUACUUUCCACCUCUGACCUGUGGGAAUUUCAGUAAAAAAAGGUUCUGUGAAGUAAGUGUUUAUUAGCUCAGUAAAACACAUUACAGCAUUACAAUAAAUACAAACAGCAAUUUUACAAAAAGCAGAGCUUUUACAGCCCUGUUUUCAUUAAAACAUCUCCCAAUUAGAGAUGGGACAGAUCCGAUACGAUAUUGGUAUCGGGGCCGAUAUUGACGUAACAGUUCCACAGUUUACCCUGAACCCCCAGCAGUACAGCAGCUUUAGUCUGUGGCUGAAUGAGUAAACUUUAGCUGUUUGUCUACAAAAAAGAAGUCUUUGGAAACGCCGAACAGCAAAACGGUACACAUAAUAUUUGUAAAGUCAGCAUCCGAGGGGUGAACAGAUUAACACCAGCAGUCUGUUAGCCUAGCUAGCACUGAACUGACAGCAGCUGCAUUCUGGUGUUGUAAAGGUAUUAACUACAGACUGGUGAUUAAUUUAGUUCGGAAAUACAGUUAGCAUCGCCAGUUAGCCUUUAGCCAUCUCCAUUAAGAUCUGCAGUCUGUUAGCCUAGCUAGCAUUGGGCCGACAGCUGCAUUCCGGCAUUGUGAAUGUAAUAAGUAACUAACUCAAGAGAACUACAGCCAUAAUCCACAUCAAAUAUCAAACCACAGAUCCUAUCCACUCUAACCAGCUGUAAGAAAUCAAUCUGUAAUUAAAAAACACAAAACAGUGAUUAAUUCAGUUCGAAAAUACAGUUAGCGUUGCCGGUUAGUCGUUAGCUAUUGCAGCUAAUCCACUACGCUACCUGUCAAAAUAAAAGUCUCCUGCCCAACCAGUGCAAAAAAAUGUGUCGAGAGCCCUGUAUAUAAUAUUUAACGUAUUUAACUAAAAAAAAUACAAAAUUAAAACAUUUAAUUUAAAGAAGACAACUAUUGUGUAUUUGCAUAUAAAGUGUGUCAAAUAAAUGAUUUUGGAAUGCAUUUACAUUAAAUGCACUUGUGUGUAUACUCCUCAAAGGGCUGUGUGGUCCG
Astyanax mexicanus (Mexican tetra) is the source of this 3364-nucleotide messenger RNA. Its product is annotated as zinc finger protein 501-like. The record is from RefSeq and is a predicted model, not a curated record. The transcript has a single exon. Gene Ontology annotation, molecular function: RNA polymerase II cis-regulatory region sequence-specific DNA binding; DNA-binding transcription factor activity, RNA polymerase II-specific. Gene Ontology annotation, biological process: regulation of transcription by RNA polymerase II. NCBI's taxonomy places the organism in Eukaryota, Metazoa, Chordata, Actinopteri, Characiformes, Acestrorhamphidae. Gene Ontology annotation, cellular component: nucleus. The coding region runs from base 381 to 1700 and encodes 439 amino acids.